UGAGAUGCAAUUUUGCAAUUGCAACAGCCCCUGCUGUUCCCUGAGGCCUGCUGAGAUCUCACAGCAAGGUCCUGUUCCUAGCCAAGGUGGGGACUGUCUCUGGCUGUCACUAGUCUCCUAGGGAGACACAGGACUCUGCAGGGGGACAGAAAAGAGAAAUGGCUGCAUUGGAGCCAGCUCAGUCCUGCCAAGACCCAAACGUGAAGCCACAGAUCCCAAGAUGGGGGCAAAUUAACGGAAAAGUGCCCGGAGCUCAGGACAGAGCCACAAAGAGUGUUUUCUGCCUCUGGGCUUCCCAGCGUUGGCAUGUUGGAGUUCAGUGACGUCUGAGGCUGGGUAUGUGAGUGCAAGGUGGGCUUACACCUGGGGGAAAGCAGGCCUGCAUUGAGGGGUCCCAUGAGAACGUGGUGCCAGGUCCUGGUGACAUUUGAGGACGUGGCUGUGUAUUUCUCUCGGGAGCAAUGGGGCCUUUUGGAUGAUAUGCAGAGGGCCCUCUACAGGGAUGUCAUGCAGGAGAAUUACCAGACUCUGGUCUCACUGCCAGGAUCUUCCAUUCCCAAACCUGAUGUGAUUUCCCAGAUGGAACGAGGGAAAGAGCCAUGGAUCCCAGACCUCCAGAGCUCCCAGGAAAGGGAGAUCCCAAGAGGUGCUCGAACAGCAGAGGAUGACAUCAUCGCCCGGAGGAAUCCUGCAGGCGAUAGGCCGACCACAUGCAAUGAGUGCGGGAAGAGCUUCAGAGGGAGCUCAAACCUCGUUCAGCAUCAGAGGAUCCACACGGGGGAGAGACCUUAUGAAUGCGCAGCCUGUGGGAAGAGCUUCCGUCAGCGCUCGCACCUCCGCCAGCACUGGAAGAUCCACACGGGGGAGAGACCCUUUGAAUGCCCUGACUGUGGGAAGAGCUUCAGCGUGAGCUCUGCCCUCAUUAGGCACCAGAAAACUCACACGGGUGAGAGACCCUAUGCAUGCGCUGAGUGUGGGAAGAGCUUCAGCGUGAGCUCUGCCCUUACUAGGCACCAGCGGAUCCACACCGGGGAGCGGCCCCACGUCUGUGCCGAGUGCGGGAAGAACUUCAGUUUGAGCUCCCACCUCGUGCAGCACCAGCGGAUCCACACGGGGGAACGACCCUAUGUGUGCGCUGAGUGUGGGCGGAGCUUCAGCCAGAGCUCCCACCUACUCCAGCAUCAGAGGGUCCACUCAGGUGAGCGGCCCUACGAAUGCACCGAGUGCGGGAAGAACUUCAGCCAGAGCUCGGACCUCAUCAAACACCAGAGAAUCCACUCAGGAGAGCGACCCUACGAAUGCUCUUGCUGCUUUAAAAGCUUCACCUGGAACUCAGCGCUCAUUAAACACCAGAGAGUGCACACGGGACAGAGACCCUAUGAGUGUGGCCAGUGCGUGGAAAGCUUCAGCCAGAGCUCAGCCCUCAUCAUCCCACAGAGAAACCACAUGUGGCAGAAACCCCACUGAUGGAGCAUCAGGACACCAGCCAGUGUAAUGCACUUGCUCUUAUGAGCAAGUCACUUCAACUCUUGGUGCUGCGUCUUCCACCUCUGUCUUAAGGAAAAUGAGAACAAUGGGAUUCUCUGAUCCUUGUUCUGCUCACCCAUCACCAGCUGGGACUUUCCCGGAAUUAUAGGGUUUGGGAAGUUUCUUUUCCUUUUACUAUAGAGUGGGUUGAGUGCUGUUUCUAGAAAGCCAGGUUUAGGAGGUUUUCCAGUGAGUUUGGUUCCAGUUUCAAUAAAGUCUUUAUUUGUUGCUGUGGGUCCUUGGAAUUUGGGUUUGAAAUGUUAAAAAUUCUCAAUAAAAGUUUGCGUUAAGAUACCACUGUCUUGGAAAUUUUCUUAGUGCUCAGAGUGCCAGAGGCUAAUUUCCCCAGAUUGAAUUAUUCCCACUCAGUUUUCGGUAUGCAGUCCAUUUACGAAUUGUGUUUGUGAAUGUCCAGGAGACAGGUACAUGAGACCCCAACGUGGUGACUCAGAGCCAGAGAACUGGUUCACUGACAAGUUGGAAAUAUAGACUCUUCCAGCAGCAAAUCCACUUCUGCUCCCUGCUAACAACUUGAACUUUUGUGUCUCCUCUCUGGAUCAUAUUUAACUUCUUUAGAUCCCAUUUCAGCAAAGCACUUAAAAUGGUUAUGUCCCAUUGACAUCACUGAGACUUUAGCAAGUGUUUAAAGUUAGUAAGUGGUUUGUGGAGUAAAGAUGAACAUAAGCAUGCAUUUUAGGGCUUUGCUAAAUCAGAGUUUAAUUCCCUAAAUUCCAGGACUGUCAGUUCAACAGUGGGAUUGUUCAUUCAGGGUGGGUUUUCAAAAGCACCAGAAGGAGUUAUUGGAUUUCUGUGGGAGCUGGGCACGUAAAUCACAUCUUAAUAAGGGUAGUCGGAGCAAGGUGGCAGCAAGGUUUGGGCUUCCUUCACAGAAGAGAGAUGGAUCGGAGCUAGAUUUUUAAACCACUGCACAAGAAUUACAUCCUCUUACUUGUUAAUACCGGUUGUUUUGCUUGUAAAUUUGGAGAUCAUUGUGAUGAGUCACAGAAUUCCUAUUAAUUGAUUAAACAAACCAAACCAAUUAAAAACCCAAAACUAAAAACAAAUCAAUGUCCCUAGAAAAUAAACCUUCACUACCCCAGUGGGAUGCAACCUAGGGGAUUGUGCUUGUGUGAGUCCUCAGUAGGCAAGGUAACACAAUUAGCCCAUGUUUUGAUCUCAAUAAAUAGACUAACCCUUGGACACUCCGCACUUCCUGGGACAGUGCUUCUGAGAAUUGUUCUGCUGUAGCAAUACCAUGUCUGUUGUUAUAGUGGGUGUACCUAGCCCAGAGCAGGUAUUAAUUUUGUAUCC
Molecule: messenger RNA, 2838 nt
Organism: Dermochelys coriacea (leatherback sea turtle)
Lineage: Eukaryota; Metazoa; Chordata; Testudines; Dermochelyidae
Product: zinc finger protein 436-like
Exons: 6
Coding region: 397-1467 (356 amino acids)
Biological process (GO): negative regulation of transcription by RNA polymerase II
Cellular component (GO): nucleus
Molecular function (GO): RNA polymerase II cis-regulatory region sequence-specific DNA binding; DNA-binding transcription repressor activity, RNA polymerase II-specific
Source: RefSeq, a predicted model, not a curated record